UACUCAAUCCGAGUAACCGAAUUAGGGCAAUUAUUUAAGAACGGAGGGAGGAUGAGUGAUGAUCAAUCCGAUUAGCUAAAAAUGAUCACUUUCUCCGGUCCUCUCUCACAGUCUCACUCUCUGUAUCUUCCGUAGCUUCUCUAUAUUAAUCAAUCACGGGAAGCCGGGAACGAAUUAGCAAUCCACAAUCUCUUCUUCCUAAUCAAUUUAUAUAUAGGUAAUCUCUUCUCCUUUACUUUAAACUUUUUUUGACUGGUUGUUCAUCAAUUUUACACAAUGAUUGAAAUCGUUUGUAUAAUCUAUGGGCAAUUUUGAACCUUUAAUGUCAAUUUUCUGUUUCAAUUUUGCGUUUCUUUAUUUCUUCCAAUUUAGAAGCUUUAAUCAGAAUAAAUAAUCCCAAUUCAAUUUGCAAUCUAGGUUAUUAUGUCACUCCUUCCAGUAGAUGUUAUCAUUGAUAUUCUGCUUAAAUUGCCGGCAAAAUCUUUGCUACGCUUUAAGAGUGUGUUUCAUUGGAUCUCAUUUCAAGCAAUCCAAUAUUCUGCAUAUAGUUUAUUGGAACACUGUUUGUAAGUUGAGUGAUUUCGACACAUUUGAUAAUACCAUUGAACUUGAUUACCCUUUUAAGAAUCUGGGUGAUGUUCAUGUCAAGGGAUCAUGCCGCGGCUUGCUUUGCUUCACCAUGUACUCUUACCCCUUCACGGUUUUCUUGUUCAACCCCACUACACAUACCCUUUAAUUGUAAGAUUUUGUGGGGAAUAAUGGGUAAAAUUACUAACAUACUCUUUAAUAGCGGUUAUAUGGUAAAAUGGUUUUACCUAAAACAGAAAAAAAUCACUGUUUUUUCUUCUAUUCAUCAGUCAUCAUACAAUGAUACAAGUAUGAUAUUGCUUCAGCCUCUCUCUGUUUUUUUGACAACCAGAAAAGUUGCCGGAAUCUCUACAUCCUAAUCAUUUUGCAUUUUUGGUAAUCUCUUUCUUAUUUUAAUUCAUGAUUUCCCACUUAAUUUGGUUAUUCUUUACUCCACUCAAUUGAUUGUAUGAUUUUUGGGCAAUUUCAAUUUACCCUAAUUUUUAGCUUAUUGGGUUAUCUAUCUUAUUCAAAUCAUCAAUAGAUAAAAAUACUUAAUUCAAUUUGCAACCUAGGUUAUCAUGUCAUCCAUUCCCGUGGAUGUUAUUACUGAUAUUCUGCUUAGAUUGCUGGCAAAAUCUUUGUUGCGCUUCAAAUGUGUGUGCAAAUUAUGGUUUAAUAUAAUUAAUUCUUCUGAUUUUAUCAACCCUCAUGUUGAACAAUCCAAUCUGCAUAUAAUCGUCACGAACCCUGCUGUUUAUAUAUGUGAUUUCGACAAAUUUGAUAAUCCCACUAAGUUGAAUUACCCUUUGAAGAAUCUAGAAUAUGGGGGUCUUUAUAUUGUGGGAUCGAGCCGCGGUUUGCUUUGUUUCUCUAUGCAUUCGUAUCCCUACACCACCUUCAUGUAUAACCCAACCACACAAACCCACAAAUCCCUUCCAUAUUUGCCAGUAUUAUCCACCUUUCAGACCCCCAAUGGAGAUCCAUUUCACGGCCUUCUUGGGUUUGGUUAUGAUCAUGUGUCUGAGGAUUACAAGUGUGUGAAGAUUCAUCAAUGUGAUGCGGAUGAUGGAUCGGGUUCUUUCAAGAGUCAGGUGAUGGUUUAUAGCUUGAGGGAGGAUUCUUGGAAGCGGGGGGUUCACGAUGUUCCAUAUUAUUUUGACAGCCAUUUGGGUUAUUCUAUCUUGCUCAAUGGGAUUCUGCAUUGGUCAACUGAAGAUGAUCAUAGGGAGCCCCUCCCUUUAGUUGGCUUCAAUCUCAAUGAUGAAACUUUUAGCUCCGUGCCAUUGCCUGACUAUCAUACAGAAGAGGAAUCGCGUAUGCGUGCUCACAUAGGAGUGGUUGAUGCAUGCUUGUGUCUUAUGUACAAUUAUUGGUGUUAUUGUGAAGUAUGGAUUAUGAAGGAGUACGGUGUUCCUGCAUCUUGGACUAAAUUGUGUAUGGUUGCGAAACAAGGGAAUUAUAAUGAUUUGAGGCCUCUUUCUUUCUCAAAGAGUAAAAAGGAAUUGUUUGUGAUUCUAACCAAAGCUAAUGUUGCUUCUUUGGACUUGGAAACUUUGGAGAUAAAAAAUAUUCAACCUCCUGGUCUUCAUAGACUUUGGAAAGCAUAUGUAUGCUCGGAGAAUCUUCUUAUGCUCAAAGAUGCAGAAUAUAUACGCAAGGGUACACAACAACUGCAAAACAGAAGCACUAAAAUGCGGAAGUUAUUAAUGAGAAAAACUGAGAGAAUCAUGCGAUUCCUUGACGAAGGUCUACGAAAUGAUUUCGGGAUUCCACGCCCAUCCAAUGAACAAUCUUGAUCAUGUCACCAUUGCAUUCCUGUGGAGAAAUCAAAUGAUGUUUCUGGAUGGUGAAAUUCUAUGGGAAUACUUUUUAGCGGGACAGUCUGGAUAAGUUACAACUUCUCCACUGCUUGGAAUCUCGGCCACCACUUGUCAGUUGUUACAGACAUUAGCCACUGCAUUUGGGGGCAUCCGGAAUAUUUUAGCUGCGUAGUUUAGAAGAUGCUCUUAGCUACUAAUUAAGUGGCUUGAGUGGUAAGAAGGUGGUGCACUGCUGAACUGCUGAUUUUAUAGAAUGAGCUUCUGAAAUUUCAACUUCUGUUAAUUUUUCAAAUCUGAAAUGCCCUCGUAGGUUCUAUGGUUUUGAUAGAGAUUGUCAUCAACUAAUGUCAUACUCUGGUAGUUUCAGCUAUAUACGGAGUAUGUUUCUAAAUCAAUUGGCUUCUUGGUUGGCUCGUGUUUUUGAACACUUUUGAAGUUUUGAGGUGGGUGUAGGGGAGGAUAGUAUGUAAUUUUUAUGUUUUAGUAUGUUCGGAAAUUUGGUCAUGUAGAAUGAGUUCUAUUCAACAAAAAACCAUCUCAAUACAUAAGUUAUAUUUGGUUGUGGUAUUGUCGAUGAGAAUCAA
Messenger RNA from Chenopodium quinoa (quinoa), 2974 nucleotides. Its product is annotated as F-box protein CPR30-like. The transcript is spliced from 3 exons. The record is from RefSeq and is a predicted model, not a curated record. The coding region runs from base 1149 to 2366 and encodes 405 amino acids. Gene Ontology annotation, molecular function: protein binding. Lineage: Eukaryota; Viridiplantae; Streptophyta; Magnoliopsida; Caryophyllales; Amaranthaceae.